Molecule: messenger RNA, 1388 nt
Organism: Styela clava
Lineage: Eukaryota; Metazoa; Chordata; Ascidiacea; Stolidobranchia; Styelidae
Source: RefSeq, a predicted model, not a curated record
CAUUAUUAUAGUUCAAGCACGUGUAUAUACGUUAAAAUUUAGUUUGGUAUCUUAACAAUUCGGGAUCUUGAUUAUACAGUACUCUCAUGGGCGAUCCCCUCUCCUGACUCGCGAAUAUUCUUCAGUUUCUAAUUUUGAUCUGCGAUCAAUCACCUUUGGGAAUCACUGACAUAGAGCAAGAAAAGGUAGUUACGUUCGUGUAACCCCAACCUAUAUAUUCGUUCGUUUCACUGUUGUCUGACUGUAUUAGAAAAAAAUGAAAUUCAUAAUAGCUGCGACCUUUCUAUUGCUGGGAUCUGCAUUUGCACAAAUUCCAGUAAGUGUUAUCACCGAGUGGUCACAGAACGAUCAAUCAUCCGCCGGUGCCAUCAUUAGCUUGGUAUACCAAGGACUGAAGGAUGGAACUUGCUUUGUACAGUUGCCUAAUGCUGUCAACAUGUUCCACGUAGUGAACGGUCACAUCAUUCCCGACGGUUCGGAUCCUGAAUACGGUUUUUAUAAGAUCACAGCCCCAGCUGACUGGGAAGCCAUGAACGGCACAUUCAAUGCUUUGAUAAUCUUCAAUAGAGACAAGGUAUUCAGUUUUGCAGGUGUGUCUUUCACAUGUAAUCCUGAGGAUGUAGAGUACGUAAGCGUCUAUUCAUUCCCGAAUAAUAAUCAGGCAAAGGAAGCGAGUUCCAGCGUAUACUACAGAUGGGGCUUUCACAAAGGAGACGUCCUGACAAUAACAUUCCCAGUUAGAGUCGCAAGAUUUGAACUCACUACAAUGGACGGCAGAUACAGCGUCACUUCUGGCGACUCAAAAACUUUCACUCUGAGUGGAUUCCAAAACGAGGAGGGAGACGACAGCAUGAAAGAGGUUGGCUUCAACAUCGAGUACCUGCAUUCAGAAGAUGGAUUCUCAGGCUGGUUUUCCGCAGGCGAUAUUUCGGUUUCUAUUGUUAGAGUGACUGCACUACAGUGACAUCACAAUUAGAGAGUGGACUUGUUGACGACGAUGCGACACGAAUAUUUACAUUUAGUCAUUUCAGUUUUCCCAACGAUUUCUCGUUAAAUUUCACGUUUUACAUAUUUUUGGGCGCUCCAGAAGUAUGUGUACCAAUAUGGAUGUAACUAAAUUUAUUCGCCUAUUCUACAUCAAGUUGUGUAAAGGGACUGAAACCAAUGGGCAGGGGUAUAUUCACUUGGCUAACACAGACAGUCCCCGACUCGUAAUAUAAGUAAGAUAGGGAACAUCGGAAGAAAAAUUUAUGUCCUAACACUAACCUGGUACACAUACUACGGGAGUACGUAUUUUGGAACUGUUUAUUCUUCGCUGACUAUAUGUGAAAGUACUUUAUUCAAUCAAUCUUUAAUCUUCCCUCUAAGAAAAUUUUACGCUGAGCAAA